GUUUACUUUUGUUCUAGCAUUCCUUCUUCUGUUGGCUGGUGCUGCACUCAAUGAUAAGAGAAGCAUGGAGAAGAUUUACUUCAGCAACAACUGUUAUGUUUUGAAGGCUGGAGUCUUCUCCGGAGGUGCUGUUCUAUCCCUCUCAAGUGUCUCUCUUGGAAUCAUUUACUAUGUAGCACUCCAUUCACCCAAGAGCCAAUAUCCCUCUUGGUCUCCCUCACAAAAUCAAGGCAUUGCUUUAGGGCAACCACAAAUCCCUCCGCAAAGCGCCGAGCCGGUCUUCGUCCCCGAGGAUACUUACAACAGGCAAAGAAUUCCAUGA
This is a messenger RNA of Dendrobium catenatum, 322 nucleotides long. RefSeq lists its product as uncharacterized. The record is from RefSeq and is a predicted model, not a curated record. The annotation marks the transcript as partial. The transcript has a single exon. Lineage: Eukaryota; Viridiplantae; Streptophyta; Magnoliopsida; Asparagales; Orchidaceae.